AUGGAGGAACGGGCUCGGAGCUGCCUGCUGCGCUCUCGCACUGUCCUGGAGCAGGACAUCAAGUCCUCUUACCUCAUGGACCACAUGGUCAGCGACAAAGUGCUGACCACUGAUGAAGAGAAUAGCGUCAGCAGCAGGCUCACCAGGAGAGAGCAAGCAGCUGCCCUUGUUGACUUGGUCCUGCAGAAGGACAACCGUGCCUACGUCUCCCUGUACAAUGCCCUCAUCCGCGAGGGCUAUGGGGACCUGGCCUGCCUGCUACAGCAGGAUCUGCCACUCAUCUCCCCAGAGGUACAGAAGAGCUACUCAGAUGGAGGUACUCCCUAUGUUAAGAUGGUGCUUAUUGAAGGCGGAGUCCCACAGAGGCCUGUGGUGUUCGUCAGCCGGACAGUUCUCGUCAACACGAUCCGACAGAAGCUGUACAAGCUUAAGGACAACCCCGGCUGGGUCACCGUGUUUGGAAUGGCGGGGUCAGGGAAAUCUGUACUGGCAGCCGAGGCCGUGAGGGACGAGGCUCUCAUUCAAGAGUGCUUCCCCGGAGGAGUCCAUUGGCUGUCGAUUGGCCAGGUCGAUCCUCCGGGGCUGUUGGGGAAAAUGCAGUCGCUGUGCUUCCGUCUGGAGCAGAAAAGCAACUCCUCUGCCCGGAGACCCCGCUCCGUUGAAGAGGCUAAGGAACAGCUCAGAUUCCUUAUGCUGAACAAGUACCCCAGGACUCUUCUGAUCCUGGACGACAUCUGGGAUGGGGCGGCCCUGAAGAUGUUCGAUGUCCAGUGCCGGGUGCUGCUCACUACUCGAAACCGGAGCCUGGUGGACUCUGUGAGCGGCCAAAGAGAGGAGGUGGAGGUGGAGAGCAGCCUGGACCAAAAUAAAGCUUUGGAGGUUCUGGCCCUGUAUGUUAACAGGACGGUGCGGGAGCUCCCAGAGCAGGCGGGCAGUAUUGUCAAAGAGUGCAAAUGCUCCCCCCUGGUGGUGUCCCUGAUCGGGGCACUGCUUCGUGACUUCCCAGACAGGUGGGACUACUACCUGCGGCAGCUGCGGCAGAAGCAGUUCCGCCGCAUCCGCAAAUCGACCUCGUACGACUACGACGCCCUGGACGAGGCCAUGGAUGCUAGCAUCACGGUCCUGCAGAAUGACUCUCAAACGUUGUACAAGGACCUCACCGUGCUGAAGAAAGAUGUCAAGGUGCCAGCCAAAGUCCUAUCUGUCCUCUGGGAUCUGGAGUCGGAGGAAGUGGAGGACGUGCUGCAGGAGUUUGUGAACAAAUCGCUCCUGUUUCGCGACUGCAGCCAGAAGCCAUACCUGUACUAUCUGCAUGACCUGCAGCUGGACUUCCUCGCCGAACAGAACCGGGAUCGUUUUCGGGAACUGCACUCCAAAGUAGUGCGUCAGUACAACCAGUUCUACAAGAGGGGACCCCAGUUGUCUGGCAAUGAGGAGAGUCUCUAUUGGUUCAGAUACCUCACCUACCACAUGGCUCAGGCUGAGCUUUCCAAGGAGCUGUGUGAACUCAUGUUCUCCUUGAAUUGGGUCAGUACCAAAGCUCAGAUCAUGGGACCCGCCCCUCUCAUCAACGACUAUCUGGAAUACUCCACUAUACUUGAUAAAGAGAAUAGCACCGUGCGAGAGCAGUUUCAGGAGUUCCUCUCAGUGAAUGGGUACCACCUGGAGCAGAAGCCUUUCCCAGACGUGGUGCAGCUCGGCCUGGCCCAGCCAAACUCCUCCGAGGUAUACCGGCAGGCCCACUUACGGGCACAGGAGCGAGCCAGUGGCGGGGGCGAGUUCUACCUGGACUGGGUUAAUAAGAGCAGCCUGGAGAAUUUGUCCCACCUGGUGGUCAAACCACUUCAGGGAUCCAUAUUGUAUGCCUGCUUCUCCCGAAAUGGUCAAAAGAUCGCCUCCUGUGGCUCAGGCAGCAUCCUCAACGUAUUUAAGACGACAACCGGAGAGAAGCUCCUCGACAUCCAGGCGCACGAGGACGAGGUGCUGUGCUGUGCUUUCUCUCCUGAUGACAGGCUUAUCGCUACCUGCUCCAGCGACAAGAAAAUCAGGCUCUGGAACGCCGAGAGCGGGAUGCUGAACCGGACCUUCGACGAGGAGCACGAGGAGCAGGUGAACCACUGCCAGUUCACAAACGCGCGACGGCGCAUCCUGCUGGCCACUUGCUCCAACGACAGCAUGAUGAACACCAAGCUAUGGAACCCAAACCGGCAGUCCUCUCAGAACACCAUGUUUGGCCACAUGGGCCCAGUCAACCACUGCUGCUUCUCACCCGACGACAAGUUCCUGGCCUCGUCUUCCAACGACGGGACACUGAAGUUGUGGGACGUUUCGUCGGCGAACGAAUGGAAGUCCAUCGACAUCAAGGAGUUCCUGGGUGACCAAGAUGAGGAGCUAGAAACCAUAGUGAAGUGCAGCAGCUGGUCCGCAGACAGCAAGCACCUUUUUUGUGCCGCCAAAAAUGCAGUCUUUAUGUUCAGUGUGGAGACGGGGGAGCUGCUCUCUGAGAUCCGCACCAGCCGCCUGAGCACGGUGCAGUUCUGCGACUACUGCCCCAGCAGCAAGCUGGUCGCCGUGGCACUCUCCCACUACGCCGUCGAGCUGUGGGACAUGGAGACCAAGAAGAAGAUCACCGACUUCAGGGGUCACCUGAGCUGGGUGCACUGCGUCCGCUUCUCUCCGGACGGCUCUCUCCUCCUCUCGUGCUCCUCCGACGAGACUGUCAGGCUUUGGAAAACCUGCCAGAUCCACACCUCUAGCGCAGUCUCCCUGAAGCGGGACUCCGACGUGCUUUUUGAUGGGGCUACAGUCACCAUCCUGGCUGCGGACAACAUGAAUCGAUUACAGGUCCGAGACGGGACGACGGGAGAGGUGGUGCUCCAGGCGGAGGCGCAGGAGUCCCGGAUUCACUGUGUGGCGCUGUGCCGCGCCCCCCUUGCCGUGGCCCUGGGGCGGGAAGACGGGGUCGUGCAGGCAGGUCGGAUACCGACUGCUAGGCAGGUGCUGAGGAGCUUCAGCUUCUGGACUCUUCAGCUGCUGGCCCUGGGGGUCAGGAGCAGGCUUGUGGCCCUGGGCCUAGACACAGGCAGCGUGAAGAUGCUGGCGCUGCCCUCUGGGGAUGUCCUGUGCACCCUUACUGGCCACUCGCGGAUGGUGCUGCAUUGCCAGUUUAACGCCGACGGGCAGCUGCUCGUCUCAUCCUCGGAGGACGCCUCCAUCAGGGUGUGGAAGUGGAAGACAGGGGAGUGUCGGGUGUUACAGGGUCACACGGAGCAGGUCAGGAGGUUUUUGUUCCUGGCCUCUUCUCCCUCCUCUUCCGGCCUGCUGUCCUGGUCUUACGACGGCACCGUUAAGGUGUGGGACAUGGCCACCGGGGACCGGGUCCAGGACAUCUCCUGUCACCAGGCCUCCAUCCUGUCAUGUGACGCCUCGCCUAACGGACGUGUGUUUGCCACAGUCUCCACCGACAAGACUGCCAAGGUGUGGAGCCUCCACAGCUGGAGCUGCCUACACAGAUUGACGGGGCAUCAGGGCUGCAUCCGUAGCUGCUGUUUCUCCUGGGACAGCGCAGUGCUGGCCACCGGGGACGACAACGGCGAGAUUCGGCUCUGGUGUGUGCCGGACGGCUCGCUGCUCAGGAUCUGCUCCAGCGGAAGCAAGGACUCUAUGGACUCACUGCAUGGCGGCUGGGUGACAGACCUGCACUUCUCGCCUGACGACAGGGUGCUGGUGUCCACAGGAGGCUACGUCAAGUGGUGGGACGUGGAGAAGGGCGAGACUCUGCAGACCUUCUACACGAAGGGGGCCAAUCUGAAGAGGAUCCACGUGUCACCUGACUUCAGGACCUUCAUCACCAUCGACAACCUUGGAAUCCUCUACAUCUUAAGGAGAGUUGAAUGAGCCUUUGUGCAGGUGCAGAUAGGGGCUGUGCACAUCUGUGGGGUCAGCAUGUUGUUUACUGUGAAUGUUAUCCUGUGGUAUUUGAGGCAACCUGCUGAAUGCUAAUUGUUUUUAGGGCUUUUUCUACAGUGCAGGAUACUCUGGGUUUAUAUAUGAAAUGGGGAGGCCUACUUUACUACUUUUAUUAAUUGAUUCAAGUUUUUUAAUGGUAAAUCACUCUUUGUGCUUUCUGUGUUUUUGGAAACCCUGUCCUCCAGUGCUAAACAGAACAGAGCAAAGAAGCAAAUAUCAUGGAUCAGGGUUUCUUUCAGGUUUUGAGGAGCAUUUGUGAUGAAAGUCUUACCAGCCUGUUUGGAUUUGACAGGAUCUGUCGUUGUCAUGGACGUGUCGCCCACAGAUAAACCUGCUGUAAGGCUUUGGGGCUGGUUGUAGGUCAGAGGUUCAGCCGAAGUGUGUAUGAUGGUGCAUUAAUGUUCAAAAGUGGGAUCAGAAUACCUCCCAGUCAGGGGGAGUGUCUUCAUGAUGCACCCCGAACACUCACACAGCCUGUGUCCACGUGGGACGACACCCCAUGCCAGUGACAGUUUCAGAGAACACGUCACUCGUAUCAAUGGUGCUACGCACUAAAUAAAAAUGUUUACAUGUCUAUAUACA
This is a messenger RNA of Brienomyrus brachyistius, 4551 nucleotides long. It is a transcript of the gene apaf1, whose product is annotated as apoptotic peptidase activating factor 1. The record is from RefSeq and is a predicted model, not a curated record. NCBI's taxonomy places the organism in Eukaryota, Metazoa, Chordata, Actinopteri, Osteoglossiformes, Mormyridae. Gene Ontology annotation, cellular component: apoptosome. Gene Ontology annotation, biological process: regulation of apoptotic process; apoptotic signaling pathway. The transcript has 27 exons. Gene Ontology annotation, molecular function: ADP binding; protein binding. Bases 1 to 3897 code for a protein of 1298 amino acids.